Molecule: messenger RNA, 1498 nt
Organism: Panicum hallii
Lineage: Eukaryota; Viridiplantae; Streptophyta; Magnoliopsida; Poales; Poaceae
Product: probable WRKY transcription factor 27
Exons: 3
Coding region: 1-1134 (377 amino acids)
Biological process (GO): regulation of DNA-templated transcription
Cellular component (GO): nucleus
Molecular function (GO): transcription cis-regulatory region binding; DNA-binding transcription factor activity
Source: RefSeq, a predicted model, not a curated record
AUGGAAGAGGAGCGCCACUUCAACAACUGCGAUCUUGGUGUUGUCAAGUGCAUGGGAAGUCUCCACCGCCUAUCGCCUCCACGGCAAGCGGAUAUCCCCUUCGCUGCACUUCUGCCUCCGCAGACGCAAACACAGAAGGAGAAGACUAUGAUGCCAGCACCAGCCCCGGAGCCUGCCAAGAAGCCGGAUGCAGAUGCCGGGUGGCGCUUCCCAGACGUGUGCACCGGAAGCAGGCAAGAUGGCGACGAGCUCCUCAAGGACCUACUAGCCGCACACCCUCCCCUUCCUCUACCUUCACCAAGAUCGCCACCACCUCUACCACCCCAACAACAGCAGCAGCUGGUGGUGACAGCUAUGGACGUGCCACCACCCCAGGUGCGCACCGCUCUGCCUUCCACUCUGACGAGGGUGCUGCCGAGCGUGUGGCCGGUGCUCGGUGGCUUGCCAAACCCUAAGAGAAGGAGGAACCAGAUGAAGAAGGUGGUCCGCCACGUUCCGGCGGACGGCUCAUCAUCGGACGUGUGGGCAUGGCGCAAGUACGGCCAGAAGCCUAUCAAGGGCUCUCCCUACCCAAGGGGAUACUACCGGUGCAGCAGCAUCAAGGGGUGCACGGCACGAAAGCAGGUGGAGCGUAGCCACUUGGAUCCCAACACCUUCAUCCUCACCUACAUCAGCGAGCAUAACCACGCGAUGCCCACCCACAGCAACUCGCUUGCUAGGACCACCCUCCACAUGUUCCCCUCCUCGGCAGCACCAUUGCCGCCGCCAUCUGUGGUUGUGGGUGGCGCCGACACCAGUAACAUGCAACACCAUCAGCCAAUCCCCAGCCUGACAACCAUGUCGACUGCAGGGCUCUCUCCCAUGAUGCCGCUAUGCAUGCCAUCCAUGGAGCAGGACGAUGAUGAGGACAAGGACGAGCUGAUGGUGGAGGACAUGGAGAUAGCUAGCGAGGACGAGCUGUUGUUCCUGAACACUGAUGGUGACUACAUAGCACCAUUAGAGCAAAUGUCCUCACUCUCCGAUAUGGUCGAUGAGUCCUUCCUGAGCUCCCCUUGGGUGUCAGCCUCCACCAUCGCCGAUCAGCCAGCCAAGGGGCAGCCGGUGUCGGGAGCUGACUUGUUGAAGAGACAAUGAUGUGUCGUCCUUGUAGAUGAAAGUAAUCAAAGGAAGAGAAAAGGAGAAUGGAGCAUUUGAUCCAGCAUCCUAAUCGAUCCAUCGUAGUGGCAUCAUGAUACUAGUAAUGCUUCUAGCAUCCGUAGUCAGUCCAGACCAGCAUAGAGCUUGUUCCAUAUUCAACAUUUUACCAAUUCCUCACUUAUCAGAACAACAUCAUCUUUUACUUUUGUUCUUUUUCCUGCUCUAUUUUAGGUAUGGUUGGGACUUUAUAUCUAUUUUCCUUAUGUGUCUAUUUUUUUGCAUUUGCAAAUAGAAAGUGGUAGAUGAUGAACCAACAAGGACUGCAAAAAUGAAAGAAAGGUGAAUGGUGUAUUUGGGUGUC